Messenger RNA from Anopheles cruzii, 1664 nucleotides. RefSeq names its product adenosylhomocysteinase-like. The coding region runs from base 209 to 1507 and encodes 432 amino acids. The transcript has 3 exons. Gene Ontology annotation, molecular function: adenosylhomocysteinase activity. NCBI's taxonomy places the organism in Eukaryota, Metazoa, Arthropoda, Insecta, Diptera, Culicidae. Gene Ontology annotation, cellular component: cytosol. Gene Ontology annotation, biological process: L-methionine cycle. The record is from RefSeq and is a predicted model, not a curated record.
CGCUCGGGAACACGUGCGAGCAAUUGGCUCCGGGGUAGACCGGGUGUUAGCUUGCUCACCGAUCGAUCACUUGAAUCGCGGACAGUGCCGAGAACGCAACGCACAAUACUCCCCGUUGCUUGGUUUGUGGCCCUGCUGUUCUUCGAGUCAAGAGCUCCCGGCGCUCGUUUUCCAUCUCCAGCCAGCACUCAAUCUUCCAACAACGAAAAUGACGAAACCAGCGUACAAAGUUGCCGACAUCGCGUUGGCCGAGUUUGGACGCAAAGAGAUCAUUCUUGCCGAAAACGAAAUGCCGGGCCUGAUGGCUUGCCGGCAAAAAUACGGCCCUUCCAAGGUGCUGAAGGGGGCCCGCAUCGCCGGUUGCCUGCACAUGACCAUCCAGACGGCCGUCCUCAUCGAGACGCUGAUAGAGCUGGGCGCAGAGGUCCAGUGGAGCAGCUGCAACAUUUUCAGCACGCAAGACCACGCGGCCGCCGCCAUGGCCAAGGCCGGUGUGCCGGUGUACGCGUGGAAGGGCGAAACGGAUGAGGAGUACCUGUGGUGCAUCCGGCAAACGCUCGUCUUCCCGGACGGCAAGCCGCUCAACCUGAUCCUGGACGAUGGCGGCGAUCUGACGAACCUGGUGCAUACCGAGCACACGGAGCUGCUGAAGGAGAUCCGCGGGCUGAGCGAGGAAACGACGACCGGGGUCCACAACCUGUACAAAAUGUUCCGCGAGGGCCGUCUCGGCAUGCCGGCGAUCAACGUGAACGACUCCGUGACCAAGAGCAAGUUCGACAAUCUGUACGGCUGCCGGGAAUCGCUGCUGGACGGCAUCAAGCGGGCGACCGAUGUGAUGAUCGCCGGCAAGGUGUGCGUCGUGGCCGGGUACGGGGACGUGGGCAAGGGUUGCGCGCAAGCCCUGCGCGGUUCCGGUGGGCGCGUCCUGGUGACGGAGAUUGACCCGAUCAACGCGCUCCAGGCAGCGAUGGAGGGCUACGAGGUGCAGACGAUGGAGGAGGCGAGCAAGGAGGCGCAAAUCUUCGUCACCACGACCGGCUGUACCGAUAUCAUCAUGGGCGAGCACUUUCUCAACAUGCAGGACGACUCGAUCGUGUGCAACAUCGGGCACUUCGAUUGCGAGGUGGACGUGUCCUGGUUGGAGCAGAACGCGACGGAAAAGGUCAACAUCAAGCCACAGGUCGACCGGUACCGGCUCGCGAACGGCAACCACAUCAUACUGCUUGCCGAGGGCCGCCUAGUGAACCUCGGGUGUGCCAUGGGCCACUCCAGUUUCGUGAUGUCGAACUCGUUCACGAACCAGGUGCUGGCCCAGAUCGAGCUGUGGACCAACCGGGACCAGUACGCGGUGGGUGUGCACGUGCUACCGAAGAAGCUCGACGAAGAGGUGGCCGCCCUGCACUUGGACAAGCUGGGCGUCAAGCUGACCAAACUCACCGCUCGGCAGGCCGACUACCUGAACCUACCGGUCGAUGGACCGUACAAGCCGGACCACUAUCGCUACUAGAUUCAGCCGGUCCACGUAUGACGGAGACGCGAAGACCAAAUCAACUCGGGCCAUCCACUUUAAGGCUCGCCAGCGAAUUUCAGUCGAGACGUUCGAGAGACAUCACGUACCUCUGUUAAUCGUUUUAACAAAAGUUUUCCUAUAAAAACUCAACAAU